GGGCCGCAAACAACUAAAAAAUAUUCAAAAUUCAGAAAUAUAUCCGUCAAAAACAGAAGACAUUUAUCGAUAUUAAAACAUUUCAUUCCACAGCCCUGGUCCCGUCCCUGACAAACGUACUGAAGCAAACAAAUAAUUUUGCACAAGUAAAGGAAAAAGAAAACCAUGCAUACAGUUUACGCACUGCUUAAGAACAAAUUGAGCGAUGUGCAUCCUUUGCACAACAUCGAUUUGGACCAGAACGUGGCCUACCUGAAGACAAUCAUCACAAAGGAGCUGCAGCUGCAGUUUGAUGCCAGCGAAUUGGAGAUCUGCCAUCAUGGCCAAGUGCUCGACGAUGUGGAGACGCUGAACAAGGCCAUCAAACCGAAUGCCGUAAUCCACUGCUUCCGAAAAACCAAGCGUUACACGCCGUAUGUGCCGCCAGCGUCGUCCGAGAUAAACACGAAGCACAUACAGGAGCUCUUCUCCUUGACCUCGCACCUGCAGGUCAGUGUCAGCUGUAGGUUCAACAUUCUCCAAACGAUCCUGGCCGAGUAUCCGGAAUUUCGUCGCAACCUGGGUGCACAGGCCCUGAUUCGCGACUCUGUGCUGUUCAAUAUGCUGCACGAGCCGGAGGUGGUGCAGAAUCUGGUGCGCGACUAUCCACUGAUCUGCGACGCGGCCCCCUUCAUUGUGGAAACCAUACGCAAGGAGCUGGCCCGCAACAGCUCUGCCACCCAGUUUCAAGAGCAGGCAGCCUCGGAGUCUACCACCUCGUCGGAGGAGGAGAACUCCCUUGGAGCCGGAAGCAGCAGCAGCGGCAGCAGUGGAACGGUAGCCGCCGCCGCCAAUCGUCGCGAUGAGCUGGCCAAUAUCCGACAGAUCAGCCGCCAGCAGCUGGCCAAUGCUCUAGCCAAUGUAACCUCAUUCAAUUCGCUGUCAAACAUUGCCCAGCGGAACGCGGAUGAAGCCCAGCAGGGGGAUGAGAGGCCACGCACCACCUCGGCCCCCAUUGCCGGGAGCAGUAAUAGCAGUGCUCCAGCAGGAGCUAGUGGCAGCAGCUCAAUAUCCUCGGAGCUGUUUCGCAAUGAGCUGGCCAGGGCUUUUCAGUCUUUGGCUCAGCAGCCAGCCGAGAGCAUGGAAGUAGAACCCUCAGCAGGCGCCGAGGCAUCAGCCGACGAUGUGGACGACGACGACGAUGUGGCUGGUGGAGACGACAGCGAUGUCCUGCCACGGUGCUAUCGCCGACACCGCUUCACCGAGCAGCUACGCACCAUGGCCGCCAUGGGCUUCAUCAAUCACACACAGAACGUCAACUAUCUGACCAUGGCCGAUGGCAACGUGGAGCAUGCCAUCAAUCUGCUGAUGCUCGGUAUGAAUUGAGUCUAAGAAACAACUUCUGUGUAUGGUAUACCUUAUGGACUUAUAUAUAUUUAUUCUGGUAUUUCUGCUGCUGCUUCGAUUAUGUCAAAGAAAUACAUUUAGGCGUUUAGCAUUA
Molecule: messenger RNA, 1480 nt
Organism: Drosophila obscura
Lineage: Eukaryota; Metazoa; Arthropoda; Insecta; Diptera; Drosophilidae
Exons: 3
Coding region: 166-1365 (399 amino acids)
Biological process (GO): ubiquitin-dependent protein catabolic process
Cellular component (GO): cytosol
Molecular function (GO): polyubiquitin modification-dependent protein binding
Source: RefSeq, a predicted model, not a curated record